Clunio marinus is the source of this 333-nucleotide messenger RNA. The record is from the annotation of a GenBank genome assembly. NCBI's taxonomy places the organism in Eukaryota, Metazoa, Arthropoda, Insecta, Diptera, Chironomidae.
AUGAACUGGUGCAUGAAACAUGUUUUUCGUAGUGAAAGAAUUGCAACUCUACAUCAAGCUUGUUGUGGCCACUUCAAUUACCGUUCAAGGACUUUUACAAUCGGUUUGCGAUCAAAAAAGACGUACUACGAGUUUGUAUCUGGAAAUGGAUUUUCCAAAAUAAAAGUAAGAAUAGAAGGCAAUAAAAUCAUUCAAAACCAGGAGGGCCAUCGAAAGAUUGUGACUGUAAGAGAAUUCUUUGAAGAUAAAAUGCUUUUGACAAUCACUGUUGAUCACAUCGUCGUCAAAAGAUUAUAUAAGAAAACUGAUAUGGGAUUCUUUUUCCUUUAUUAA